Pollicipes pollicipes is the source of this 1167-nucleotide messenger RNA. Its product is annotated as degenerin-like protein unc-105. NCBI's taxonomy places the organism in Eukaryota, Metazoa, Arthropoda, Thecostraca, Pollicipedomorpha, Pollicipedidae. Gene Ontology annotation, biological process: sodium ion transmembrane transport. The record is from RefSeq and is a predicted model, not a curated record. The coding region runs from base 1 to 1167 and encodes 388 amino acids. Gene Ontology annotation, cellular component: plasma membrane. The transcript is spliced from 7 exons. Gene Ontology annotation, molecular function: ligand-gated sodium channel activity.
AUGGUUAUCUUCUAUACGGUGAAGACCACCCUCACUGCCUCCAUUGCGAUGCGCGGCUUGCGCUUCUUCAGGCAGAUCAGCACAACGUCGUACGGCAACUGCUACGUCUUCAACGGCAACAUCUCCGACACUGGGGACCAGAUUGCGGGGCGCCGCAACACAACCCUGACAGGAGCCGACUACGGCUUGACGCUGGUGUUGUAUACGAACACCAAUGACUACAUGCCGUCGACGGUGUCCCAGACGGUAGGCGCCCGCGUCACCAUACACAGCAGUGACACGCUCCCGCUGGUGAACGAGGCCGGCAUGAACAUCGCACCUGCCAGUGUCAGCUCCAUCUCACUGAAGGAGUCUGGGAUAAUCCGUCAGGAGUAUCCAUACCACAGCAACUGCUACCGCCGAUGGUCGCAGGUCGAAGUCGAGCCCGUCGUCGUCGACGAGAACACGGGCGCAGUCGCCCCCACCGGGCAACGCUACAGUCUCCCCGAAUGUCAACGGAUCUGCCUGCAGUUGAAUAUAGUGCGCGCGUGCGGCUGCCAUCACAUCCUGUACCCGCUAGACUUCGCCGUGCAUGGGAAACGACAGGUCAUCGGAGAAGCGUGCGAUCUCAGCCAUAACUCGCUGGACAGCAACUGCACGGAUUCGGUGGCGAGAAGCAUGAGCAUGGACGCCAGCUCCGUGGAGUGCGGCUGCUCAGCAGCCUGCGAAGAAUGGAACCACCAGCCUCAGCUGUCCGUCGCCAAAUGGCCGCAGGGCAACUUCCUCACCACGCUGCUCAAGAAGACCGCCUUCGUGCCGCACAGUGACCUCCUGGACAGCGAGGCGUUGGUCCGCUGGUCGGGCGAGUUCUUGAAACUGAAUGUCUACUACCGUGACAUCAGCAGUGACAUUGUGCAGGAGACCCCGACCUAUACGGUGCGUGCCAUCGAGAGCCCGACCUAUACGGUGCGUGCCAUCGAGAGCCCGACCUAUACGGUGCGUGCCAUCGAGAGCCCGACCUAUACGGUGCGUGCCAUCGAGAGCCCGACCUAUACGGUGCGUGCCAUCGAGAGCCCGACCUAUACGGUGCGUGCCAUCGAGAGCCCGACCUAUACCAUCGUGCCAGAGAACAGCCCUCCUACCUGCAGUCAGUGCUACCCGCGUGUGUGCGCAUUCAGCACGUCUUAG